ACAAGCGUUCAAACAUUCGCGGUAUAAAAAUUUUCCGCUGACAGACUUUGCCGUUCUUUCUUAGUUUCUGAUUGUUGUUGUUUAUGCAGAUAAUUAUAUGUAAUUUAAUUAAUGUAAAGAUGAGUAGGAUGACGAGAACACUGAAAGCUGUUCAGCGGGAGCUGCAGAGUGCAAAACAGAACAAUGAUGGUACUGAGGAGUCUCCACAAGCCCUGGACAUUUCAUCCAUAGAGAAAGCCAGUUUCUUUCAGGGAGAUCAGUAUUCUCCUCAUGGGAACCCGCUUCACAGCACGGCUUUAGAGGAAGAUCUCAGCCCUGGACCAGAACAGAGCCACAGGUCUGCUCCAGAGAAGACGGAGCGGCCACGAGCUGGGAAGCCUGUGGAGACUCGUAAGACUAAGAAAAAGGCCCAAACUGUUUCUAAGGGCUUGAAUAAGAACGACGCAUCCAAGGAGAACCAGGAACCAUCUGAGCCACCAAAUCAAGGAGCAAAAUCAGUAGUCAGAAAAGCUAAAGGCAGACCUUUACCAACCAUAUCAGAGGGCGGAGAGGAUACAGACAAGAAAAGAACAUCAGUCCCUACGAGCGCUGUGUCUAAGAAAGCAGGAAAAGGUCAGAAGUCAGCAAAAGAAACAUCUCCGACCCCAGGAGCGGCUCAGAGACUGCAGAGGUCACCGCCGUCCUCAGAGGACCUGACAGAUGAGGAUGAAAGUUUUCACACAAGCAUGGAGAAGUCGAAAGGGUCAAAGAGGAGAUCUUCCAGUCAGCGGCAGAGCGGACACAAACAGAAAAGGAAGUCAUUAUCUUCAUCAGAGACAGCUGGCCCUUCUAAAAAACCCAGAGAUCUGAGAAGUCCAACUGAUCUUGACGUGGUGCUCGAUACUUUCCAGGAGAUUGUCACUCAGUAUAAGCAGACCAUAACCUCUGACGCAGUCAAACGCUCCAUCGACGCCGUCAGUCGCUCAUUUGAGGAGCAGCUCUCUGAGAUAAUCACAGCGACAAAUGAACUCAAGAAUGUGAAAAGAGAAAAUAACAAGAUUAAUAGAGCUAUUAAUCAGAAGAGGACCAGGCUUGUGGAAGCCAGUAAUGAACUCAUUAAGGGAAAGACGAAGCUGAGGAAUCUCCAGAAAGAUCAUGAUGAGAUGGAGCUGAGACUCAAAGCUCUGAGAGAAGGAUCCUCUUUGAUCGCCAGCCUGCAGGAGCUCAACAGGAAGUACCUGAAGCACCGCACGGCUCAUCCGGAGGAAGUAGAAACGUAUGGUCCGUCUUGUAUGCCUGCCAUGUUGAUGGAAGCCAGGGGCAUCAUGGGAACAGAACAUCAGCUAAAGACUGUUAAUGACCAUCUACAGCAGGUUUUAGAUGAAACAGAAAAUCCAUAAUCAACACACACUGUACAGCUCAACAAAUAAACGAUUUAACGGAA
Messenger RNA from Megalobrama amblycephala (Wuchang bream), 1423 nucleotides. It is a transcript of the gene cenpu, whose product is annotated as centromere protein U. The record is from RefSeq and is a predicted model, not a curated record. The transcript has 12 exons. Gene Ontology annotation, cellular component: nucleus. Lineage: Eukaryota; Metazoa; Chordata; Actinopteri; Cypriniformes; Xenocyprididae. Bases 84 to 1379 code for a protein of 431 amino acids.